Messenger RNA from Abrus precatorius (Indian licorice), 1051 nucleotides. RefSeq names its product basic endochitinase-like. Lineage: Eukaryota; Viridiplantae; Streptophyta; Magnoliopsida; Fabales; Fabaceae. Gene Ontology annotation, molecular function: chitinase activity. The coding region runs from base 72 to 965 and encodes 297 amino acids. Gene Ontology annotation, cellular component: extracellular region. Gene Ontology annotation, biological process: carbohydrate metabolic process. The transcript has a single exon. The record is from RefSeq and is a predicted model, not a curated record.
UCUGCAAAUUAGUCCCUACCAUAUACAACUUCUACAUUCAAUUUCAACAAGAUUAGGAUUCUAGAGUUACUAUGAGGAGCAAUCUUUCAUACCCUUUUUGCCCUUUCCUUUGGAUUUCACUAACCUUGUUUCUCAAAUCAAAUGCAGGAAGCUUAGUGGUUUACUGGGGCCAAAAUUCAAGGGAAGGCAAAUUGACAGAAACAUGCAACACUGGACUCUUCCACAUUGUAAACAUAGCAUUCCUCUCAACUUUUGGCAAUGGUCAACAACCUCAAAUCAACCUAGCAGGCCAUUGUUCCCCUGAGUCAAAUGGGUGCCAAAGGGUAGGCAUAGGCAUCAAGAAAUGCCAAAGGAGAGGCAUCAAGGUCAUGCUUUCAAUUGGAGGUGAUAGUAACACUUACUCUUUGUCAUCACCAGAUGAUGCUAGACAUGUUGCUGAUUACAUCUGGAACAACUUUUUGGGAGGGAAUUCACAUUCUAGGCCUUUUGGAGAUGCUAUAUUAGAUGGGGUGGAUUUUGAUAUUGAAGGUGGUGAACUCCACUAUGCAGCACUAGCUCAAAAGCUACAUGACCAUUAUGCUGGUUCUAACAAAAAAUUUUACUUAACUGCUGCACCUCAAUGUCCAUUCCAAAAUAAUAUGCUUCAUGGGGCACUAACCACUGGUCUUUUUGAUCAUGUUUGGAUUCAAUUUUACAACAACCAUGACUGUGAAUUCACCUCAAAUGACCCUAAUGGCUUUAAGAAUUCAUGGCACCAGUGGACCACUUCAAUUAAAGCUAGCAAGUUCUUUGUUGGACUUCCAGCUUCACAUGGAGCAGCUACCAGUGGUUAUGUGCCAUCACAAGCUCUAAUAAAUCAAUUGCUACCUAUUGUUCGGUCACCUAAAUAUGGAGGUGUGAUGCUAUGGGAUAGGUACCAUGAUCUGCUGUCUAAAUAUAGUGGCAAAAUUAGUAGAAGCGUUUGAAACUUGGGACAAUGUUCUAAUUAGCUUCAGUGCUGAAUGAAAGUUCUAGGAACUACGGAGGGAGCAUAGACAUUCAAAAUAAUUGU